This is a messenger RNA of Lathyrus oleraceus (garden pea), 1447 nucleotides long. RefSeq lists its product as uncharacterized. The coding region runs from base 106 to 1143 and encodes 345 amino acids. Lineage: Eukaryota; Viridiplantae; Streptophyta; Magnoliopsida; Fabales; Fabaceae. The transcript is spliced from 6 exons. The record is from RefSeq and is a predicted model, not a curated record.
UAUAUUAAGAGUAUUAAAACCCUUAUUUUCUCAUUCAUUUGAGAAACUUAAUUUUUCUGGUUUUCUGGUUUUUCUUUUUCUCUCAAAAAUCUUUGAUUGACAACAAUGUCAUCUUCUUCCUCUUGGAGUUGCUUUGGAGAUUCUCUAUCCAAUCUGCAACGCUUUCUUCAAUGUGUUACCCCUGUUGUUCCUUCACAAACUCUGCCACAGAGUUGCUCUAAUGAUUUCAACAUCCAAUGGAAACCUCUUGGUAAAGACACAAUUGAAUGUUUUACUUUGAAAGAUCUUUGGAACCGUUUUUAUGAAUGGAGUGCAUAUGGUGCUAGUACACCUAUGAUAUUAGAGGAUGGAGAAAAUGUGGUUCAAUACUAUGUUCCAUAUCUAUCUGCCAUCCAAAUCUACACCAACAAAUCUGUUGUAGCUUCUCGGAAUCGAAGAGAGGAUAAUGAUGGAGUUGAAUUCGAAAGUGACUCGUGGAGCGAUGAUAGUGGAAGUGAUAACUUGUCUAGAUCGUUAAGUAACGAUUCAAGCAAAUCUUGGGAUGCUAUUUCUGAAGAAUCAAGCUCUGACCAAGAGGGUUCAUGUCAAACAAAGGAUAAGCUUGGCAACCUAUACUUAAGCUAUAUUGAGAUGUCUUCACCUUAUCAUAGAGUUCCGCUUGCAUUGAAGAUACCUGAGUUAGCGAAAACCUAUCCGGAGCUCAUGACAUUGAAGAGUGUUGAUCUUUCUCCUGCAAGUUGGAUGGCUGUUUCGUGGUACCCGAUCUAUACCAUCCCUAGUCGAAAAAAUGACAAGGACAUGGAAGCAUGCUUCCUCACUUACCAUACAUUGUCAUCAUCUUUUCAAGAUUUUGAAACGGAGAAUCAUGGUAUGGAUAUAGACAAAGACAAAGAUCUAUGUUGUUUAAGUGGCUGGGAAAAUAUUGUAGGACAUCAUGAUUACAAGAAAAAAAGUAAAAGCUCAAUUUCUAUACCCCCAUUUGGGUUAGCCACUUACAAAAUGCAGAGUGAUCUUUGGCUAAACUCUGAUCCACAUGAUUAUGAAAGUAUAUCAUAUCUUUAUAGCGCAGCAGAAUCAUGGUUGAAACAACUCAACGUCGAUCACCAUGACUUCAACUUCUUCACAUCAAACUCUAUCUUGUAAAUCAGUUUAUGUUCCUUCGUCAGGCUUACCUGACUUUCCUUUGAUUUAACCUUGAAACUAAUGUCUCCUGACACAAAUAAAACAUGUUCAUUUGGUGAAAUUAUGAAAACAUUCAAAAUGUUUGAAGAUAUAUACGUCAAAAGGGUAUAUAACUUCUAAGCCAAGUGAAGUUUUGUGAAUUAGGACCGAGUUUUCUUACCUAUCCUUUUUUUUAUAUAAGGUAUUGUUCUUGAAACAAGAUCAAAGUUUGUUAUAAGUAGUUGAACUAUAAUAUAUAUGCUAUGUAGUAUAGUCUUUUUUUUAA